Ochlerotatus camptorhynchus is the source of this 3552-nucleotide messenger RNA. RefSeq names its product katanin 80 (gene kat80). Gene Ontology annotation, cellular component: katanin complex. The coding region runs from base 254 to 2932 and encodes 892 amino acids. The record is from RefSeq and is a predicted model, not a curated record. Gene Ontology annotation, biological process: microtubule depolymerization; microtubule severing. The transcript is spliced from 6 exons. Gene Ontology annotation, molecular function: microtubule binding. Lineage: Eukaryota; Metazoa; Arthropoda; Insecta; Diptera; Culicidae.
GAAGCAGUAGCCAUCAAAAGAAGAGAAGACUGCUCUGGUGCAAGUGGAAAAAAAUAAAAAUCACAAAAGUUCGUACGUGAAGUGAAAAUUUUGAGCCGAAAAGUAGUGUCCCCAUCGUUCCGCCCGAAUCCGGCCACGCGAAUGAAGAACGGAUACCGUUCACAGUGUAGAAAACCCCCGAUUUAGUGAUUGUGACAACAGUGAUAUCUGGAUUGCCUUUUCACUCAACACCCCCGUCUGUGCGGAGUAGAUUAUGGCCUUAGCAGCAGCCCGAAAGACACCAUCGAAAAUCUAUGACAUUCAAGCACACAGCAGCAAAGUAUCAUGUUUGGAUAUUGGAGUUACAGGACGGGUGCUGGUCACCGGCGGUCAGGACCGCAAUGUGAAUCUGUGGACAUUUGGAAGCAAGGAGUGCUUCAUGACCUUAACGGGCCACAAUGCUCCAGUCGAUUGCGUCAAAUUUGCAUACUCGGAUGAUUAUGUGUACUCGGCCGAUGAUACUGGUGUGAUUAAACGAUGGGAUUUGAACUCGGGCACGGAAUGUACGACAUUUUUCGGACACAUGAAAACGGUCCGCACGUUGGACUUUCAUCCCUACAGCGAAUAUGUGGUAUCCGGUAGUCACGAUACCUCCAUUCGCCUGUGGGAUGUCCGACAAAAUACCUGCAUCAAACGAUACCGGAGGCACAUGUCGCACGUGAAUUCGGUCAAAUUUUCCCCUGAUGGGCUGUGGAUCGCCUCGGCUGGUACUGAGGGAUGUGUCAUAAUCUGGGAUAUCCGGAUGAGCAAGCAUUUUAUGGAGUUUACUGAGAGAGAAUCGCCGGCGAUUUGUGUUCAGUAUCAUCCAUCAGAUCUGCUGAUGGCUGCUGGAAGGAACGAUGGAACGGUUGAUUUGUAUGAUCUGGAAAAGAAGCAGCUUCUUUCAAGAGCUGACAAGACCCGCUCCAAGGGACAUCCGGUGAAAUGCAUCUCGUUCGACGAGGGUGGGUCUUGCCUGUUUGUUGGUACAGCUGGUGGUAUUUCUGUGAUUGGCUGGGAGCCCGAUCAGGAGUAUGAUCACGUGGAUUCGACAUGGACAUUUUUGGGAGAUAUGAUAGCUGUUGGGAAGAAGCUAAUUUGUGGAACUUACGAGAAUAGAAACGUUUCGAUCCAUGCAUUAAAUCUUACUCAGGUGAAGCCAUUCUUCAAUCCUCAGAAUCAGCCUUUCAAUCACCAUCAAAGUUCAAGGAAGAGUUUUAGUCGUGGAAGCGGAAAGGUUCGAUUAUCUAUUGGAGAUCGGUCCCUCUCGAGCGAUACCAUAGAAGAACAUACCAAUGGAGGGAUGUCUCCGAACCUCAGCAUAGAAAUGAUCGACGAGGAAGGUUCUUCGGUGCUGACGGAAAAAAACACUUUCGAUUUUAGCCAUAGUAACGGAAGCGGUACUGUUAGCUACGAAACCUUCACGCCACCUUCCUCCGCAAUUCCUGUGGCAACAGUUACACCUCCGUCAGGUCCUCUAUCCAAUAGCAACUAUCAGGUCAGAGAUGAGAUGAGAAUGUACAACAUCAGCACCUCGACUGGCUAUUCCAGUGAUCUGGAUUACUACCCCUGCAAGAACAACCCUUCCGAUGCGGAGAAAGAAGACUUCCCGGUGAAAAGUGCUCAAGCCCCGGACUACGCACCAAAGUUGACAACCUCCAGUACAGCCAGUGGUGGCGGCAGCAGCAGCAGCAGCACGACUAUGACGAAAACCACUUUCGUUAGACAAAAGACGGAUUCGAUCAGUAACAGCAGCGUGCAGCAGAGACGACCUUCGCAGCCUAAUCUUGCCGCCUCUAGGAAUACGUUUGGGUCCAGCAAUUUGACCAGGAAAAUAUCAACCUCCAGGAGUACGCUUGAGCUCAACAAGCUCGGGCAAGAUGAGCAGGUCACCUUCAAGAAGCCGAUCAGCCGUGGCAGCUCGCCGAUCCGGAACAAUACCGCCCUCAGCAGCAAGAUCCGCAAGAGCGAAAGCUCUGCACAAAUCAACAACAUGAAGAAUGCCACCAAUCGCUACAGUGCCCAUCACAAUGCCAACGUAAAGGUCGAGAUCGUAACGAAACCGGUCCGUUCGAAAACAUCGCUGGAUAUGCGCCAGCGGAACAACGCCAACGGUGAGCACCAGAACAGUAGCAGCGCUACCAUGAGCCGAGCCGGCAUCAUUCAGCAUAACAAUAGCAACAGCCACAACAACGGUCACUACUCCGGAGGUCAUAGUCUAACUCACAUAGGGAUCAACGAUUCCGGAGGUGGUGGAAUGGGACGAGAUUCGAUUCUGAUGCCACCUCCGUCGGUUCCACCUCCGUCUUCGAUCCCCACGCAUCACAGCAUCCCCCUCAUUCGGUACUCGUCGCACGAUGGCGGGGGCGCUAACAUCAGCGUCGUCGGCGCAGGAAUGACCUCCAGCGAGGAGUACGAAAUCCAGCUUCUUAUGAACGAACACGAUAGCGUCUUCCAAGCUCUCUGCAAUCGAACGGCACUGCUUUCGGCGAUCCGAAACUAUACGCAAUCGGGAGAUGUAAACACGGCACUCAAGGUGGCGGUACGGAUGAACGAUCAGCAUAUUCUGGUUGAUUUGCUAGGGGCGAUACUUGAAAAAAGCUCACACUUCACGUUAGACAUGUGUGUUCUGCUACUGCCAAAAAUCUACGACCUGCUGCAGAGUGAAUUCAAAUUCCACUGUACCCGUGCCUGCGAUACGUUGCGAGUGAUUCUGACCACGUUCCUGCCGGUGAUCCGCGAAAACACCGACCCGUGGGGUGCCUGCACCAUCGGUGUGGACGUCAGCCGGGAGGAACGUGUCAGCAAAUGUAUGGAAUGCAAAACGUGGCUGCUGAGGAUACGGACCCUGCCGGAGAAUCUUAAAAUCGGUACCAAUCUGCAGCAGCUGCAAAACUUGAUGGUCGAUCUGUGAACCGCGUCGAGCGCGCGCGCCUGCGAGAAUGUUAGGUGAGCGACGAGUUUUUCCUUUGCUUGUGUAAUUUUAAUUUAUUCUAUCCGUUUUUCGUUUUUGGUCGAUUCGAUCGUGUUUUCCAAUUUAUGUGAAAAAUGAGAGUUUUAAACUCGUCGUAGCUUGGACGAUCAACAGUGGACCAUUUGUUCACAGUUAAAUAAAAAAAAAACAAAUCACUGCUAACGUCACUAAUUUAUUUGCGAGCGAUAAAAUAGCAGCAAUGUAUGAUUUUAAAUUUUAAAACUUAUUUUUUGGUUUUACUGUAGAGUCAAACGUAAUAUUUUGUUUUAACUAAUGAAAAACAUUGAAGCAAGAAGAAGAGAAAUACACAUUUACGUCGAUACAGAUUAAUAAUAAGACUGAACAUUUUAAUUGAAUAUAAAAAAAUGAACCUGCAAAAAAUCAUCCUAAUAAUAAUAAUGCUACGAUAAUAGAUUUUAUUAACAUAAGCGACACAGAUACAAAAUCAUCCUAGGCAAGCGAAGUAACCAAAUUUACGGCUUGAAUUGGAUUGGACGAACAUUUCAGCUCAAUUAUGUAGAAUGUUCGCCCAUCCGCGCAUUAGCAAAGCGAAAGAAGAA